AUGGCAACCAGACACCACCACACAACCAACGGAGGCAUUGGCAACCGUCGGGCUGGACGCAACGCCGGGUUCCAGGAAAAGAUGCGCCAGAUGCGUCUGCCUUUGGUCCCUCUCGUCCAGAUGUCGACGGGAGCUAUCCACCCAGAAUUUCCCGCGACACUGCUCAACUUCUGGCUCUUGACUGAGGCCCAGUUGGACGACCUUGCCCGCUUCUACCACCAGAAGACUCCCUCGCCCUGGUCGGCAUCGUACCCUUGUCCCAUCACAUGGAAGUCCGGUCUCACGCUUGAGGAGAAGAGAAGAAAGAUUGGAAAGUUCAUCGGUCUUAGAGGCUGCGAUACGCCAAUUCGCAUACGCAUCAAGACUGAGGAGCAAAUCAUGGAGGAGGCGCGGCAGGCGAGAUUAGCAGAGGAUGAUGAGGCUAUGAGGAGAAAGAUGCCGUGGUACUCAUAG
Messenger RNA from Colletotrichum aenigma, 453 nucleotides. RefSeq lists its product as uncharacterized. The transcript has 2 exons. The record is from RefSeq and is a predicted model, not a curated record. Bases 1 to 453 code for a protein of 150 amino acids. NCBI's taxonomy places the organism in Eukaryota, Fungi, Ascomycota, Sordariomycetes, Glomerellales, Glomerellaceae.